Molecule: messenger RNA, 651 nt
Organism: Linderina pennispora
Lineage: Eukaryota; Fungi; Kickxellomycota; Kickxellomycetes; Kickxellales; Kickxellaceae
Product: ribosome recycling factor
Exons: 1
Biological process (GO): translation
Cellular component (GO): mitochondrion
Molecular function (GO): ribosomal large subunit binding
Source: RefSeq, a predicted model, not a curated record
CAGCCGGUACAAUGCCGGAUGUACGGAUCUAAAAAGAAGGGUGGCAGCAAGAAGGGCAGCAAGAAGCAGGUCGAGGAGGAGGAGGAGGAGGGUGCUGAGCCCUACGAGAUGACGCUCGACAUGGACAAGAUGGAAGAGCAGAUGCAGCACAGCAUCGACCGGUUCUCGUCUGAGCUCCAGUCCCUACGGGCCGGGCGCGCCAACCCUGCAAUGCUCGACCACAUGCGCGUUCAGCUCAAGGGCGGCUCAGCGACUUUGUCGGAGCUGGCAAUGAUUGCGAUCAAGGACGCGCACAAUCUGAUCGUUGUGCCCAACAGCGAGGAGGACGUCAAGGCAAUCGACACGUCGAUCCGCAACGCCGGGCUUGGGCUGAACCCGCGCAUCGAGAAGAACGCGAUUGUGGUGCCGGUGCCAAAGCCGACCAAAGAGUCGCGCGCGAAGAUGGCCAAGGAGAUUAGCGGGCUGGCGGAGAGCACACGCGUGCAUGUGCGCAAGCACCGGCAGGACGCGAUGAAGAAGCUCAAGAACGACUCAAAGCACAGCAUGCCCAAGGACGAGCUCAAGCGGUGGGAGAAGGACAUCCAGACCGUCACCGACAAGUACAUUGCCCGGGUCGAGGACCUGCUCAAGGCCAAAACGCGCGAGAUCGAG